UCGUAGUCUGCCGGCAUAAUAGCCUAAGCUCUAAUUGUUCCCCAAGUCCCCAUUACAUAUCGCGAUCGACAUCCAUCGCAUGUGUCAUAAUUAAGCCCUCUUCGAACAUCGUCGGCCUCGACAUGUACCGUGGAGGUCACUUGGUUGCGUCCACAUCAUUGCGCUUUCCCUUGGCCAGCUCUGGCUGUGCAUGGCCCAUUGCAUCCGCAUUGUUUUACAAGCAAGCUCCGAUAUCAAUGAUUUGUGAUCCUGUUCGUCCUGGGACGCGGGUAAUCUAGAACAUUUCAAAUCAUAACAAUGUGCGUCCGCGAAGCGAAUCUAAUUUGCAGUUUCGCUAUCGGUCAUUUAUCACUCCGCUCUGGAGCGUCACCGUGGGUGGAGUGCUGGUUCGACUCGGAACCGGAACCCCGAGCGAGGUAUGCGGUGGGCGUACGUAUGAAUUUAUCAAGGAUGAGUCCCUCGCGGCCCGGUCGCACCUUUGACAAAGUCCAGCUUUCAGCUUAUUACUGGAUCCGCAUUCGUGAUCACGAUCACCCAGCAGCGAUGGCGCAGGUAAUCCAUAUAACUCUAACUGCCGAGACUGACCAUCCCAUAAGCGCAGGUCCCAGUCACCGCAGUCUAGGGUCCACAGAAUCGUUUCAUAGAAAGGUUUGGAAGGCGAAGACAGUAGUGUUAGGUGUCAAUAUCAGCAAGCCGGCAUCUACUCCAUACCAUUCCCCUGAAACGAGCACCACCAUCCUCACCAGUGGCUUUCGUUACCAAUCCGAACCCAUAUUCCUGGACGCCGUUAUUAGGCCCAGGUCUGUAAACUCCUUGUGAGCACCUGAACAUACCGGACCAAGAGCUGGUCACGUGCGGUUUAAGGAGCUUUUGGGGAAAGUCGAUGUGGUGGGGUAUUGCAUUCAUCUCGCU
Messenger RNA from Pisolithus orientalis, 912 nucleotides. RefSeq lists its product as uncharacterized. NCBI's taxonomy places the organism in Eukaryota, Fungi, Basidiomycota, Agaricomycetes, Boletales, Pisolithaceae. The record is from RefSeq and is a predicted model, not a curated record. The transcript has a single exon. The coding region runs from base 298 to 819 and encodes 173 amino acids.